AUGGAAGUGGUCCUUGCAACAAACGGGAAGCGUAUGAAUUGGGCUGGAGGAUUUGAGUGCAUGAGAAUCUCCACGUUUUCCAAUUUUAUGCUUUCACAUAAAGCUGUAGGAAGAAGUUUCAGAAGAAACAGGGUAUUUGAGGUGUGGAAGAAUUCCAUGCCAGCACUGCAAAGGGGAGAAGACGCAUCCUCAGUGGCUGCCCCGUCUGUGGCGCAAACAAGCAGCAAAGCAGUGUGGACCAAACACCGUGAAUCUGAUGCCCUGGAAAAGCAAACCAGGGGCAGGUUUGUGGGCUCAUGUGCACCACUUGGCUUAUUGCUGGAUUACUCACACCUCAUAGUGCCUAGCUGA
Messenger RNA from Podarcis lilfordi (Lilford's wall lizard), 351 nucleotides. NCBI's taxonomy places the organism in Eukaryota, Metazoa, Chordata, Lepidosauria, Squamata, Lacertidae. The record is from the annotation of a GenBank genome assembly.